GCAUUUUUGUAUCUUUCAUUACAAGCUAAAUUUUCACCAGCUUGAGUUUAUCAUUUUCACGAAGACUGAAAAUAUAAGUAAACAUGGAAUUGAAGCAGAAGCUGAUUAUUACACUGGAUAUUAUAAUUUACAUCAUAAUAUUGAUAGCAUGGAGAUUUGUGGACUCGACUGUGCCUAAGAUUCAAAGAGGAUUCUUUUGUGGCAAUCCAUCACUUUCGUUGCCCUAUAAGAAGUCAACUAUUAGGGGUAUAUGGUUGCAUAUCAAUUUUUAUGGUGUGCCAUUACUGAUAUGUGUUGUUGAAUGUCUUUUAAACCCUCGUCGAAACUUAAGAAAAUCCUUGAUUCGUUCUUCUACAUGGUUUAAACAUUACUUCUUCACAUUUAUAUCGUUGAUGAUUUUGAUGUCAACAAUCAAAAAUUUAUCAGGAGUUCAUCGCCCUUUUUUCUUUGACAUAUGUAAGCCAGACUUAGCAGUAAAUUGCACAACAGGAGCUUAUGUAAGCUCAGAUUUCAAAUGUACUAAUUCAGCAGCAAACGCUUAUUUGCUUUCUGAAAGCACUAGAAGUUUUCCAAGCGGACAUGUUGUGUCAGUGGUUUAUGCUUGCGCUUGUUUCAUGUGGUACCUUCAAAGAAAAUUCUUAAAGUUCUCAACAGUUCUUACAUUCAUACAUCUUGUUAUGUUGUUGUGGAUAGCAGUCUGUAGCAUAACUAGAGUAACAGAUAACUGGCAUCAUGUGACUGAUAUUACCACUGGUAUUAUUUUACCAUUGCCAUUUUGUCGAGUACUUUGUAAAGACUUCAAAGAUGAGGCUGGUUUGUGUAUCAAACUUCAAUCGUCUGACAACGAAAUCUUCGAAACAGAUAUUUCGGUUGCCAAAUGCAGCGGAACAAUUCGAACAAUGCUGGAGGAUUUAGGCAUUGACGAAGCAAAUUCGGAGGAUGAAGUUGUACCAUUGCCAAAUGUUAAUUCGGCCAUUUUGCGGAAGGUUAUUCAGUUCUGUACAUACCAUAAGGAUGACCCAGUACCAUCGAGUACUGAUGAUGAUGAGAAUAAAGAAAAGCGAACUGAUGACAUUACCUCUUGGGACGCCGAUUUCUUAAAAGUGGAUCAAGGCACACUCUUUGAAUUAAUUCUCGCUGCAAAUUACUUGGACAUCCGUAGCUUGUUAGAUGUCACAUGCAAAACUGUUGCUAAUAUGAUCAAAGGCAAAACUCCCGAUGAAAUCCGUAAAACAUUUAACAUCAAAAAUGACUUCACUCCUGCUGAAGAGGAGCAAGUACGAAAAGAAAACACUUGGUGCGAGGAAAAGUAAAUCAAAAUGUGAUCAACGGCAAGAUUUUUUAAGAAAAUUCUCGCUUUCGAUAUGUUUUUAACUUCAAAAUCUAAUCAAGUUAAUCAAAGCUAUGAGUGUCCUCAAAUUUGCACCAUUUUCAAAGUAAAGAGAAGAAAUGUCAGGUUUAGUUUCUUCUAUUUUAAUAAUCAUCAUUUUUUUCCCUUUUAAAUUCAUUUGAGCUUUGAUGCCUAUAAUUUACUUCCUUGUUAAUCUUCCCUUCAAUGAUAUAAUAAAACUAGACUGUAAGCAAUAAAAAAACAA
Messenger RNA from Clunio marinus, 1595 nucleotides. The record is from the annotation of a GenBank genome assembly. Lineage: Eukaryota; Metazoa; Arthropoda; Insecta; Diptera; Chironomidae.